This is a messenger RNA of Ambispora gerdemannii, 661 nucleotides long. The record is from the annotation of a GenBank genome assembly. Lineage: Eukaryota; Fungi; Glomeromycota; Glomeromycetes; Archaeosporales; Ambisporaceae.
AUGUCGUCUGAUACUGGAGAUAGGAGCAGCAGCAGCGCGCCGCCUACUACAUCAACUAUGACAUUUACAAAUCCGAAUCCAGGCAACAAUCCUACCAUUGCUCCAAAACCUAUUUCAGCACCACCAGCACAGCCAGCACCUACGACUACAAUUAAGCAAAAUCUGUCGGAUAUUCUUCCGAGUUUCUCACCACCACCGACAGUAACGCAUACAACUUCGAGUCCAGUCAACAAUCCUACCAUUGCUCCGUCUCCAAGCUCAGAAAAUAACGAUAAAAAUAAUCAGCCAAUUUCUCCUGGAAAUAAUCCACCUGCAUCAGUAAGUGCUAAUAAUACAAAUCAAUCCGUCCAGCAAACUAUUAAGGCCGAGAGUAAAAAUAACGAAUCAAAUUCCCAGACAAAUCCACAAAAUGAAAUGCCUACACAAGCAACUACUAAAAAUACUUUGCCUACUUCGCAGCAGCAAACUCAAAGUCCUAUUAGAUCACCUACCGUAAAAUAUAUUACAUCCACUGAGGCAACUUCCGCAACAAAAUUAAUUACUACCACUUUGGAUAAUUCUUCUGUGCAAAUAAUUACGACCGUUGUGCCUUCAUCAAAAAUAGUAGUUAUUGCGACAACUAGUAGUCCAUCUGAUAAUAGCGCUAAUUCAUUUGAUACGA